CGGAUUUAUGAUUCUGAACAGAGAGCUAGAGAGUCGAGGUUUUGUCAAAACAAUAGUUGGUAAUUUGAUUAUUUUUUGUUUGAGUGGAUGGUGAUUUCAAAGAUGGAGAACAACUGUGGCAGAUGCUGUGAGAAGGCAUCCGAAGUGGAAUGUGCAGACUGUGGAAAGCAUGGUCAAGGACAAGGUGGAAAAAGUGAUGCUGCUGCAGCAGGCGCAGGUGCCAUUCCUCUUUGUUUGGAGUGUUCCAAUCUUCUUCAUGUUGGUUUCAUGAAAGACCAUAAACUUGAAACCAUUGAGGUCAAGGCGAAAAGAGAGGACUUCAAGGACAACAUGAAAAACUACAAAAAGAAGGAACAGGUGUUGAAGAGAAGUCUUGUUGAGAUCAAGCAUGCAUACCAAAACAUCACAAGCAGGGGUGAAAACAAUAAGUACACUGUACAACAAGCAUUGGUAGCUAUUAAUCAUGCUCUGAAGAAGAAAGAGGAAGCACUGAUGUCAUGUAUGAAUCAAAGUAUUAGCGCCCUCAAAGCUCAGCUUGCGACAAGUGAAAAGGAUCUGGAACAACGUUUGAAGAAACUGCAAAGUUGCCAUGAGAAGGCUGAAAAAGUUGUAUCUUCUGAAGCAGAAAAAUUCAUGAGUGAGCAUUCAGAGGUAGCAGAAGAGAUUGAGAAACUGCUGGGUGAGAAGACACCAGGAGACAUUCCAUCUUUGAACCCAUCUAUCUCAGUCGAUGCCCUUGAUGUCAGCAAGGUCUUAGGAAGUCUUGAGAGCUUUGGCGCUGAAUGGCUGGCUAAUCAGAAGACUGAUGAAAGAACUCCACUAGCUGAUAGUGUCAAGGAAAUCAAGGAAGGAGACAAGCUGAAGGGAUACGUUGAAAGUCGAAUGGAUGCUAGGGGUUGUUUCUGGGUGUGUCAGGACAUGGUUGAAGGAAUCACAAACCUCUUAGAUGAUCUUAGCUUUGAGAUCAGGAAGGAUAUUAUAACUCAUGGUUGGGAGGAUCUGACUGUUCAAGAAGGCUCCCUCUGUGUUGCUCAGUAUUAUCAAGAUAAUAGAUGGUACAGAGCAAGAGUGGAGAAACUCAAAGAGCACACAGCAGAGGUACGAUGGUUAGAUUAUGCACACGCUGAUGAGGUUCAGCUUAGUCACAUUCAGCCAUUGAGAGAACGCUUCAUGGACAUCCCAUUCCAGGGCUUGGAGUGUUCACUGUUUGCUGAUAUGUCAGAGGAAAUGCCUCGUCAAGCUCGUUGGGAGUUCUCUGAUCUUGUCUCUAAUAUGAUCUUGGAUUGCAGUGUCAUCAGGAAGUUAUCUUCAGCCAAUCAAGGGAAAGUUCCUCUGUAUCUCAUCAGAUUGGAUCAAACUGAGGGAGAGAAACAAGAUAUCGCAGAAUGUGUCUGGAACAAAGCCCAAGAUUCAAGAAGUAGUAAGGGACCAAUUGCAUACCGGGACAUCCGUCUACUCAACGAAGAAGCCAAGGAUAUACAGGUCAUCAAGGAAGUGGUCAAUUCAAGCAAGAAAACGUCUGAUGAUGCAGCCAAGACGACAUCGGAGGAGAUAGAGGGUGACAAGAAUGAGGACGGGCAGAAAGAAGAUGAAGAAACGAAGGAGUCAAAGCCAGAAGACGAAGAAGACGUGAAGCUGUUAAAUGGAGGUGAUGGAGAGACUGAAGGUGUGAAAGAUGAAGGAUUGAAGGAUGAAGAAGUGAAAGAUGAAGGGAAAGAUGGAGAAGAAGAUCUGAGUCUAGCUCAGAAGCUUGAAAAACAAGGAGAUACUGCCCCGGCUGAUGGAGUUCCUACUGGUACGCGUAUGUCCCCGAUGGCAUUCAUCGCAGCCCAUGGGAGCUAUACUGCUAUCAAUGGUAUCAGUAGCAAUGAGAAUACUGGUAACACCAUGCCACCGUUUGUUGGACCUCAACCUCAACUAGACACUGGAUGGUAUCAACACUAUACAAGCCAUUAUGCUGUUACCAGUAUGGGGCUUCCAGCGGUGGUAUCAGCUUCUAAUGGAGAUGCCUAUGGCAUGGUACCAGGGUCACAUCUUGGUGUUCAUGUUGCCACCCCUCUGACAGUGGAUGGAACAUUCUGGGCAGCUAAGGUCAGAGGUCAUGAGCAAGAGAUUAGAUUCAGGAGGCUCAUGCAUGAGAUCAGUGCUCCAGGUGACCCCUUGCCCAAAGAUCAGCUUCAUAGGGGCAAGAUGGUCUGCGCCUUUCAACAUGAUAUGGGACAUUGGUGCAGGGCUAAGGUGGAAGAAAUCGCUCAAGACACGGUUCAUGUUCGAUUGAUAGACUUUGGAUCUGUAGCUUCAUUGGAUUGUAAGCAGCUCAAAGCAUUGGAUGUAAGGCAUGGUGUCUUCCCAUUCCAGGCAUUUGAGUGCAGUCUAGCAAAGAAGGACCUGACAAAUUUCUCAGAGAGUUCCAGACAGCUGUUCCAUCAUCUCACUGCUGUUAAAUUAAUCACUGCCAAAGUGGAUGCUGUCUCAGACUUCGUUGUGUAUGUCUCUCUCUUCUUGACUGCUGAGGGAGGAGAAGUGGUAGAUGUGGUUGCAGAACUCGCCAAAAAUGAAUCUUCCAGAGGAGCUCAAGGGAAAGAAGAAAUUGCACCUUCACAACAAAAAGGGAGCAUGACAAAUGGCCAGCCCAAAUCCACAUCGAAAGUAAGCUUCUCGCCAUUCCUGAAAGAAACAUAUAGGAAGUCACCCCCUUUUGUGGCUGAUGUUGAAAGAGAUUUUGCCAACUUAAUAAACAGUGUGAAUAAAGAGUCACAACAUCCAACCCAGAACUAUACAUUCCCUCCUAUGCCCAGAGACCAACGUGCAUUCGUUCAUGAGCUAGCUGAUUUAUACUGCCUACCAUCAGAUAGUGCAGGUCAGGAUGCUGCAAGGCAUGUUAUCAUCACUGCUACAAGGGGAAAGAGUUUUGUUCCAUCUCCUACUCUGUCAGAGGUGUGUCAGAAUGAACCAGUCAACCCACCAGGGGCUUAUGUAGAAGAACAACAAAGUGAGAGAGACCAUGGGAGGUACAUGGGAGGUAAUGUACGAGGUGAUGAUGGUAGACAAGGAUGCUUCGUCUGUGGUGAUAUAGGACACCGGAAAACAAACUGCCCUAGGAAUAGGAACCGAGAAAGGAGUAAGAACGCAUCAUGGUGGGGAGGAGAUGGUGGAAGAAAGGGUCGCAAAGGAGGCGGUGGAGGCAGGAGAAACUGAUCAUUUGAUAUCAUUGGAGGGAAAUAGACUGAGAAUGAAGAAGAGAAGACCUUUAUUCAUGAUCUAGGGAGCCAAUUCAGAUAUGUUUCUUGCAAUCUUCAUAGUGCAUCGAGACGGGUGUUGAAAAGUAUGUCUCUGUUCAUUGAAAACAUCGAUCGGUUGGACAUCCAAGUUUUGGUGCUUGAAGUGUAUGCAUUAACAUCUUGUACUAAUGCAAACACCAAGUUAUUAGCACCAAACUGUGUUGCUAUAUAUUAGUAGUUGGUUUUUUUCUGCGUUGAAGAUUGGCCUGGCAAUUGGACUUUGUGGUCUGUUAAGGGCAUUGAAGUCAAACAAAAUAGAAGGGAUUCCAUCAGCUAUUAUUUUCUGAAAAGAUAACAGUUGUUUCUUAUUUUGUUUUAUUUUAAUUUUUGGACAGUCGCCAUCAGAGGAAAAAGGUAGAUCAAUUGCUGUUAUU
Molecule: messenger RNA, 3655 nt
Organism: Lytechinus variegatus (green sea urchin)
Lineage: Eukaryota; Metazoa; Echinodermata; Echinoidea; Temnopleuroida; Toxopneustidae
Exons: 29
Coding region: 88-3198 (1036 amino acids)
Biological process (GO): spermatogenesis
Molecular function (GO): zinc ion binding; nucleic acid binding
Source: RefSeq, a predicted model, not a curated record